AUGGGCUCCGCUGGAGAGUAUUCUUUCUCCGCGCCUCCUGAGGUCGUCUCGGCCCACGGCUUGCUGUUCGACUUCGACGGCACCAUCAUCGACAGUACAGAAGCUAUCGUCAAACACUGGCACAAGCAAGGCGAACUGAUGGGAGUCGAUCCCAACGUCAUCCUUGCCACAUCGCACGGACGGAGAAGUAUCGAUACCUUCAAGAUCUACGACCCGUCCAAGGCCAAUUGGGAGUAUAUUAGCCACCAUGAAGGCUUGAUACCCAAAGAAUUUGGCGAGAAUGCAGUGGAGAUCUCUGGUGCUCGCCAACUGCUGGCAAGCCUCGAAGCCGUCAAUGCGCCUUGGGCGGUCGUGACAUCGGCUACCCGGGCUUUGCUCACGGGCUGGAUUGAAGUGUUGAAGCUCGCCCAUCCUCGUUGCAUUGUAGUGGCAGAGGACGUGGAAGAGGGCAAACCUCACCCAGAGUGUUAUCGGCUAGGUCGCCAGAAGCUGGAUUUAGCCGAGGACGCUCACAUGAUCGUUGUCGAAGAUGCGCCGUCAGGAGUCCGUGCAGGCAAGGCCGCUGGCUUCAAGGUCGUUGCCCUAACCACCACGCACACCAUUGGUCAAGUGAAGGAAGCGGGGGCAGACUGGAUUGUGCAAGACUUGAGAAGUGUCACCCUCAAGGGCUUUGCCGAGGGAGUCGUCCAGAUCGAGAUCACCAAUGCCUUGGUCAGUGCGUAG
Capronia epimyces CBS 606.96 is the source of this 723-nucleotide messenger RNA. Its product is annotated as glycerol 3-phosphatase 1. Gene Ontology annotation, molecular function: beta-phosphoglucomutase activity; sugar-phosphatase activity. The record is from RefSeq and is a predicted model, not a curated record. The coding region runs from base 1 to 723 and encodes 240 amino acids. Lineage: Eukaryota; Fungi; Ascomycota; Eurotiomycetes; Chaetothyriales; Herpotrichiellaceae. The transcript is spliced from 3 exons.